Messenger RNA from Apodemus sylvaticus (European woodmouse), 672 nucleotides. Its product is annotated as rho GTPase-activating protein 20-like. The record is from RefSeq and is a predicted model, not a curated record. Gene Ontology annotation, molecular function: GTPase activator activity. Lineage: Eukaryota; Metazoa; Chordata; Mammalia; Rodentia; Muridae. Bases 43 to 672 code for a protein of 209 amino acids. The transcript is spliced from 8 exons.
CCUCUACCAGGAGUACCUUAUUUUAUAUAAAUUGAAACACUUAUGAAGAAAGACAUGGGAGAAAUACAACGCACCUUGCUGUGCCAAGGCCCCGUGGAACUCACAAGAGGCAUGAAGAUGUGUAAAAAACACCUAUCAUUAUUCAGCGACGUCUUGGUUGUUUCUAAUAACCUGAAGAAGAGAAAGUUUAAAAUAAAACACAUAAUCCCUUUGCAAUACCUGUGUGCUGUGGAUAAUAUGGACAUAAUCAACCUAGUCAGGAUAAAUGAAAUCUGCACCUGCCGGACACUUGCCCUGUUUUGGCCCACUGGAAUGUUUUUGGCCACCUUUAGUUCAAAAGAACAGAAAGAUCGCUGGUAUUAUUUUAUCAAAAGAUCCACUAAUGAAGCCAGGAUGGGUAUACAGAAAAAUUUCUCAAUGAAGAUAUUCACUGAGGACAUCCCAAACUGUGACAGUUUUGGCUUUUUAGGUUUGAGAGUUUUUGAAUCAUCUAUGUAUUUCAUUACACUUAAGAUAAACCUUUUUGCUAUUCAUCCUGACUUUCCUAGAACUGUACACAUGGUGUACAUGAAAGUAAGGAUAACAAUGGAGAUUACCAACUCUGGUUCCAUCCUGGCCAUGCAGAAGCUCCAAGACCACUGCAAGGUUAUGAGUAUCUACAGGAGGUCAUAA